AUGGACGGCCUGUCAUCGUCAUGUGCCUCUGUCCUACUCCUCGGGGAAGGAAACUUCUCCUUUGCGAGGUCCCUCAACCAGAAACUGGGCGGAGGCGUCCGAGUGGUGGCCACGUCGUUUGAGGAGGAGGAGGGGGUUGGCAAGAGGAAGAACGGCCGCGAGAAUGUGGACGCAUUGAGAGAGAAAGAUGUAACCUGUCUAUUUGGCGUUGACGCGACCAGGAUCCAUGCUAGCCAGUCGUUGGAGGGGCAGAGUUUUGACGGGAUCAUCUUCAACUUCCCCCACGUCCCCGGCAAGGCCAAUAUAGCCAAGAACAGGGAGCUUCUCAAAGGUUUCUUCCAGAGCUGCGUGCAGAAACUCAGCCCGGCCGGUCAAGUCCUGGUGACCCUGUGUAAUGGUCAGGGGGGCACUCCGGCCGACCAGCCGCAGAGGGAGAAACAGAAUUCCUGGCAGGUGGUCGACAUGGCAACCUACGGUGACCUCAUCCUGACAGACACACUGCCGUUUCGAGCCGGGGAGUACCAGGAGUAUAACUCAACGGGGUACAGAAAUCAAGACAAAGGUUUUCUGACCGACCGUGCCGUCACGCACGUAUUCGAGAGAAGUCGACUGAUUCUUGAAGUUGUCGAAGCGCCGACUUUGUCAGCGAAACUUGACGGGAACACUCUUGAAUUCCAGUGCCCGCCAGACAUUGGUGCGUGCAUGAAAAGGGACCUUCUGUCAGAGCCAAGUCAUCCCCUCAGUAUCUUUAAAAUGAGUCUAGUCUCCGCAUUCCAGUCGCUCUACCCUAAGAUGACGGUACUGCAAGAAUGCGACUUUGCCAGUGUGGUGCCGGAGACGAUCAAAAACGGCUGCGAGGGAGUCUACAGAUUGCUGAAUAUUCAUGAGCCCGGGGACUCCAGUGGUGCUUGGUUGCUCAGACCACACCUCCUUUGCCACGUGAAGAGUCUGAUUGGCAGACAUGCAAAUGAGGGGUGUGUCCUCCUCGGCAAGAGCUAUCACCGUUGUGCCGUCGCACCGGAUUCAUUUCCCAUCAUGCACCAUUUGCUGCUGGCCGUCCCGUGCGGUCAAAAUACAGUUGACUCAGUCGCAAAGGUUUUAGCAGAUCUUCAUUGCUGCGUUCAUAUACAGAGCAAGGGCACCGACCAUGAGACAAACGAAUCACUUGAAAAUGCCGGUAACAUGGAAAGUGCGAAGUCGUUUAAAAGAAGUCACAGUCGAAUGGAAGAAACUGGUGCCCAGCCAAGCAGCGGUGAAGGGGAAAACGAGAAGAAAUUUGAACACUGCCGUGUGUGUCUGCGAGACUGGGUCAAAACGUACGAAGCGAUACAACUCAAAGAUUCGUCUGGAAACUGGGCCACUGUUGGUCUGUGCGGUACAGCAACUAGAGAGGCAACAAACUAUGACAUCGUAGUUCUAUAUUUAGACCAGCUCGUCAUGCACCUGUUAAACGUGACCGACAUUCGAAUGCUGUGGUCCACAGAUGUGACAAUGCAGGACAAGCGUAGCAAGAAACCUGCCACGGUCGGAUUCGGAAACAAGGAAUCUGUAAACUUUGGUGACUUUGAGCUAAUAGGAAGAAGCAGAUACCCGCCUCUGUAUGUCCGUGAUGUGAGCUUCUGGGUUCAGGGUGGAUUUGAUGAGCUACGUUUCGUGUCCCUGCUGCUUCGGGCCACCGGACUGCUGCUCCAGCGAGUUUGGUUGAAGGAGGUGUAUCACGAUCAGACCCGAGGCGAUGCGAGUCGGUGCUACCGGCUGGAGUAUCGGUCCUGCGAUCGUGCUCUGAGCAAAGACCGACUCGCGAGGAUACACCAGGGAGUACUGGAGCUAUUACGGGAGGAAAUGGGCCUUGUGGCAAGAUGACAGAAGCCGAGGCAUAAGAGUUACCAA
Patiria miniata (bat star) is the source of this 1890-nucleotide messenger RNA. RefSeq names its product ferredoxin-fold anticodon-binding domain-containing protein 1-like (gene fdxacb1). Lineage: Eukaryota; Metazoa; Echinodermata; Asteroidea; Valvatida; Asterinidae. Gene Ontology annotation, cellular component: cytoplasm. Gene Ontology annotation, molecular function: rRNA (uridine-N3-)-methyltransferase activity. Gene Ontology annotation, biological process: rRNA base methylation. The transcript is spliced from 5 exons. The record is from RefSeq and is a predicted model, not a curated record. The coding region runs from base 1 to 1863 and encodes 620 amino acids.